UGUAUUUCCAUACCAAAUACGCCAUUUUUAACCUGUCCCCCCACCCUAAAACUAUGCAUUAAGUGCAAACGGAAAGCGAAAAUUCAUUGCAAAAAAGUAAAAUAAUGUCGGGAAUUGGGUUCUAAUUAAUAUUCCCUCCAAAUCCAAAUCUCCCCUUUUAUUGGAAACCCCAAAAUUUCAGCUUUUUCUUUUUCUUUUCUUUGAAACCAACAAAUUUAAAGAAAAUUUGGAUUUUGUUCCGUUAUGUUUUGUUGCAUUUGCAUCUUGCAGUUUCAGAUGCAUUCUUCUGUUUGAAGUAGAACCCGCAUCUUGAUUUGACUGAUUAUUUGUAUAAUUUUCUUUAUAAAAUAAAGGAAGUCCAAUUUUUAUUUAUCUAUUAAUUUGUGGUUGGGGAAAUGUUUGCAUAAAUGAUCUGGGGUUUUGUGGGCUUCAAGAUUUGGGUUGACUUUUUGGGAUUUUGCUUAUUGAAGUUUCCGGUUUAGUAGAUUAAUUCUUGGUGGCCUGCAAAAAAUAUAGCUAAAAUAAUCUUUAAAAAAUUAAGAUUCAGUUUUGGUGAAGUAUUUGAAACAGAAAAAUGGCAGAAGCGGCAAAAGUAAGGCUGGUGCGUUGCCCCAAGUGUGAAAAUCUCCUCCCUGAGCUCCCAGAUUACUCUCUUUACCAGUGUGGUGGCUGCGGUGCUGUUCUCAAAGCUAAAGAGAACGGGCUUAUGGAAGAUGGAUUGUCAGAGAUAUCUGAUGAUGUGAAAGUUGUAGAAAUUUCUGAGAAAGGUAGUAUGCUUAAUGUUUCUGAGGUGGGCGUUGAAAGUAGUGUGGGAAUCGAACAUAAUAGAGCAAAUGAGAGAAAUGAUAUCGACGGAAUGGUUUUAAAUGGUAGUCCCAAAAGAGGAACAGAAAAUAAGGAAGUACCAUUCAAUUUCCUUGCGAAUAGAAAAGAAGGAGAAAGAACUAGAAGAGCAGAUUAUUUUGAUGAUGAGUACAGCUCUUCUGCAGAGGGUAUGAUUAAUGAUAGGAAUCAGGGUAAAGAGAGUGGCAUGGACAUGAAAAAGCCAGUAUAUUCGAAUUUUCAUAGUGAAAAUGAGCUUGAUGAAAUUGGGCCUCCAAUGAGAUCAUUGAGAUCUAGGCCUGCUCUGGACACGUGGGGCGUGGAAAGAAAUCAAUCGGUGGCUUCUUCAGCAAAUGCCAGAAUUGUAGCCCCACAUGGGAGGUUUGAUAGUUCUCUGUAUCGUGGUGAGAGACCGUCGAGCUAUGACAUGGACUCUUAUUAUAGAUAUGGUGAGAGGAUGAGAUAUCGGGAUCAUGAUGUGGAUGGGCUUACUAGAGUUGAAAAUUUAGAGAAUGAUCGAGCUGAGCUUCUAAGGAAACUUGAUGAAUUGAAGGAUCAACUAACUAGAUCUUGUGAUUUAGCAGAAAAACCUAAUGAUAGACUUGGUACUGAUAGAAGGAUGCCUCCAACUCCACCCAAUCCAUAUGGUAGACAUCAUGCUGAUUACGUGCAAGAUGGCUUGGCUAGUUUGCAUGGUGUUAAUCAGCAACCCCUUGGUCCCAAUGAUUUGAAAACCCUGUAUUCAAGUUACGAUCGUGGACGCAUUCCUCACAUGGAUAAAUUUGGUUCAACAAUGCAAGACUCGUAUCCUCAAAGGAACUUCCCACCCGAGUUCUUGGGUUAUGGUGAUGUUUAUCAACCAGAAAUGCUCCGUAGGCCUACUAGUCAGCUGCCAUCUAAAUUUUUGCAACAGCCAUCUCAUGAGAACCGUCCAGGUCACUACAUGGAUAUCAAUCGCAACCUUUUCGCGUCACAUCCACAUGAAACCUUUUUUCACCAGCCUGCAUGUUCUUGUGUGCAAUGCUUUAACAAUAACUGGCAUUUGCCUCCAAAAAUUCAUCAAAGGUCUCUAGACGACCCCAAUCUUCUAUACUAUCCGAAUCCUGUUUUGCAACGUCACCAAGGUUAUAGAUCUGAGGGGUCCAAUUCUCAUCAAAUGCACUCUCGACAGCCCCUAACAAUGAGUUCAAAUGAUGCUGAUUUAGAAAAUGGCGGUUUAAUAUACCACCGUCCUAAAAAGUCAGUGGUAGCUCAUGGGAGUGGACGAACAUGCUUUCCCAUUGCAGGGGGUGCCCCUUUCAUAAUAUGCUGUAACUGCUUUGAGUUACUGAAACUGCAGAGAAAGCACAUCUCAAUGGUAAAUAACCAACAGAAAAUAAAAUGUGGAGCUUGUUCUUCGAUAAUCUUGUUUGAGCUUGGGAACAAUGGGAUUAUUAUUUCAAUUCUUCCAAACAUUGAUCAAGUUCAAAUUGAGACCGACAAUGGUUCUACUGGGACACUUGAUGAAAAUUUAAAUUAUUUGCAUGGCAAUUGUGGUGAAAAUGCUGUUGAUAUGGACCCCUGUUUUAAUGUUUAUGACGACUCCGAACCCAAGUACUCUCCAAGAGACAAGAAGUCACAUUCUAGCGAGUCUGGGAAGCGGCAGGACCCUCUUUCUCUAUCUUCCAGUUUCUCUGAGAGUGAGCAGAGACUGGACACUGUAAAUGCUAGAAAGGAUGUUUCUCCUGCUGCUGAGUUGCCUUUUAAAGAAGUCAGGUCUUGCCCAGUUCCUGAUUCACUUCGCCAGGAAUGUCCUGAUCAUUCUUCUGCUAAUAAUAUGGUCAGUCGGUAUGAAAAGGGUAACAAAAGUAAACGGUCCGAGAAGGAGAAGGUUGGCCUUGAUAAGCUUACGUCUCGACAGAAUUCUGUAAAAGAUGCACCAGUGGCAACUGAGAUGGAUGUAUCAUUGAAUGAAUUUUCAAAUAGCUAUGUAUCACAGGACUCAAUGGACACAAAUAAAGAAGAUCAGCCAAGAAUCAAUAAAGGGGGUGAGUCGUUCUUUGUGGGUCUCAUCAAAAAGAGCUUCAGAGACUUCUCAAAGUCUAAUCAAAAUGUAGAGGAUGGAAGAUCACAGGUUUUUGUCAAUGAGCAUUUUAUACCAGAUCGUUUAGUUAAGAAGGCUGAAAAGCUAGCUGGACCCAUUCAACCUGGAGCGUACUGGUAUGACAUUCAAGCUGGAUUUUGGGGUGUGAUGGGACAUCCUUGCCUUGGGAUUAUCAUGCCAAAUAUUGAGGAAUUCGAUUACCCUAUGCCAGAAAAUUGUGGUGCUGGAAACACGGGGGUUUUUGUAAAUGGGCGUGAACUUCACCAGAAAGAUUUAGAUUUACUUGCUAGCAGAGGUCUUCCUAUCACAAGACAUGGAUCUUAUAUUGUUGAAAUUUCUGGGAAAGUAGUGGAUGAGCACACCGGUGAAGAACUAGAUGGCCUUGGCAAACUUGCCCCGACGGUCGAGAGAGAGAAGCGGGGAUUUGGUAUGAAAGUUCCCAGGUUUCUUGCGCGAUUGCAGCACUAGUUGCAGAUGCUCGAUGAAGGAAUGAUUAUAUUCAGGCAAGUGCUUGAUUUUCCGAGGACUUGAUUCGAUGGUUACAUUCUAUGCAAAGUGGUACAUGUUGUGAAAACUCGUUUGUUACUUGCUGUAUUUGAAAAUUUUCAUUCUUAUAGUUGUUUCCAUGUUUUGGAUCAUUCAUCAGUUAGCAAGUACUUUGAUUGUUUUUGCUUUGCUAGAGAAAGUGCAAUGGCAUGAAAACCCAUGAUCUUGUUAAUUUGGUUUUGGUUUU
Olea europaea var. sylvestris is the source of this 3638-nucleotide messenger RNA. RefSeq lists its product as uncharacterized. NCBI's taxonomy places the organism in Eukaryota, Viridiplantae, Streptophyta, Magnoliopsida, Lamiales, Oleaceae. Bases 575 to 3373 code for a protein of 932 amino acids. The record is from RefSeq and is a predicted model, not a curated record. Gene Ontology annotation, biological process: regulation of defense response to fungus. The transcript is spliced from 5 exons.